Messenger RNA from Ogataea haglerorum, 804 nucleotides. RefSeq lists its product as uncharacterized. Gene Ontology annotation, molecular function: DNA-binding transcription factor activity, RNA polymerase II-specific; zinc ion binding. The transcript has 2 exons. The coding region runs from base 1 to 804 and encodes 267 amino acids. Gene Ontology annotation, biological process: regulation of DNA-templated transcription. The record is from RefSeq and is a predicted model, not a curated record. NCBI's taxonomy places the organism in Eukaryota, Fungi, Ascomycota, Pichiomycetes, Pichiales, Pichiaceae.
AUGAUAACAGCUAAUUUCGUUGGAUUUGUCAUGAAAGGUAUCAAGAAGAGCAAAUCCGGGUGUCUGGUGUGCAAACGACGCAAGAAAAAAUGCGACGAGGCCAAACCGAGGUGCGGACACUGUCAGCGGCUUGGCCUGGAGUGCAAGUACCGCGUCGUCCUCAACUGGGUGAAAAUACAGAUGCGUGAUCAGUUCCACGCCAGUUGUGCACAGCCUACAGCCUACCAUCUGCUCAAUGCCAACUUCACCAACAUGGGCCUGGCGUAUCAUCUUUUGCAGAUGUCUCCUAACUGCCCCGUCCGCGUCCACAACGAGCUCUGGACUGCCACCGUUGCCGAGCCGUGCAUCGACCCGCGCAAAACGUCGCCAGAGUACCUUUUCAACCACUAUGUCAACAACAUGUCCAAGUCGCGCUCGUUCUGCGAGAGCACAGACACGGCCAACGAGUUCCUGUCCAUCAUCGUGCCGCUCUGCAAAAACUUCACCGCGCUGAACCAACGUUCUGCGAAGCUACUACUCUCUGUACGUCCAGUUCAAGGACGACGCCAUCAACGGGCUGCACCUGAUUCUCGACACGUGCGACCUGUCGAACCUAGAGAUCCUGGAGGAGCUGAUCAUUACCAUCAUGAUUUUGUGCGCGGCGGAAAUUGCCAACAACACCAGCAAAAACUGGGUCAACCUGAUGAAGGAGGGGUUUCUGGUGUUCUCAUCGCUGCAGCCGGCACAAGUGCUCAACUCCAAGGUGCUCACGUUCGUGUACCGCUAUUUUUCUCUGCGCUACGUUCUGCUCGUGUGCACGCUUAA